UGUGUGUUGACAUGAAAGUGAGGGUAAGGAUCAAGAUGUCGGCGGCGAGAACAACCAGCAGGAAACCACUUUGGCGUUUUUAACUAAGGACCGACGAGUGUGAGACGCGUCCUCAUCCGCCACAUUCCACACAGUUCUUUCCUGGUCUAGCUGGCCAAUGCCGGCCCCGUCGUGGACGUCUGGCGGCGGUCACAGCAGUAAUCGCGUGAGAGCGGUGCCCGCCGCCUAGCCCAUGAUGCCGUCAUCCACACGGAAAGGCGUGCCAAAGGACCCCGAGCUGGCCGAGCUCUUCUUCAAGGAUGACCCCGAGGAAGUCUUCUGCGACCUGCACGAGAUCGGACAUGGCAGCUUCGGGGCCGUCUACUUUGCCCGUAACUCUUAUUCCAACGAGGUGGUGGCCAUCAAGAAGAUGUCCUACCAUGGCAAGCAGACUACUGAGAAGUGGCAGGACAUUAUUAAGGAGGUCAAGUUUUUGGGACAGCUGCGGCACCCAAACACCAUCGAGUACAAAGGGUGCUACCUGAAGGACAACACUGCCUGGCUGGUGAUGGAAUAUUGUUUGGGUUCUGCAUCAGACUUACUCGAAGUUCACAAGAAGCCACUCCAAGAGGUGGAAAUCGCUGCCAUUACCCAUGGUGCCUUGCUGGGACUCGCUUACCUUCAUUCCCAUAAUAUGAUUCACAGAGACGUGAAAGCCGGAAACAUCCUGCUGACCGAGCUGGGACAGGUCAAACUGGCCGACUUUGGCUCCGCCUCCAUUGCCUCACCCGCCAACUCCUUUGUGGGGACACCUUACUGGAUGGCCCCAGAAGUGAUAUUAGCCAUGGACGAGGGUCAGUACGAGGGGAAGGUGGACAUCUGGUCCCUGGGGAUCACCUGUAUCGAAUUAGCGGAACGUAAACCGCCCUUGUUCAACAUGAACGCCAUGAGUGCCUUAUAUCACAUCGCACAGAACGACUCCCCCACUCUGCAGUCCAAUGAGUGGUCCGACCCUUUCCGAAGCUUUGUGGACUACUGCCUACAGAAAUUUCCUCAGGACAGACCCUCGUCAGGGGAGCUGCUAAGACAUGAUUUUGUGCGGCGGGAGCGCUCGCCGAGGAUUCUCAUGGACCUGAUCCAGAGGACCAAGGAUGCGGUGCGCGAGCUGGACAACCUGCAGUACCGCAAGAUGAAGAAGAUCCUCUACCAGGAGAAGCACAACGGACCCAUGGGGGAGAGCCAGGAGGACGAGGAGGACAGCGAGGCGGCCAGCUGCAAGAUGAACAGCCUGGGCAGCAACCACUCGGUGCCCAGCACAUCGGUCAGCACGGGCAGCCAGAGCAGCAGCGUCAACAGCAUGCAGGAGGUGCUGGACGACAGCUGCUCCGACAUGACCAUGAUGCACCCCCAGGACUACGGCAGCACCCUGGAUUCAUCGCCGCAGGCCAAGAAGGACCACCAGUACAACUGGGACGAGGGCAUCCACCGGGACCACCGGCUGACCUCCUUGGACAAGAGCAGCCAGGCGCAGAGCUACAAGAACCAGGGCCGCUUUGCCACCAUCAAGUCCGCAUCCCUGGUGACCAAGCAGAUCCAUGAGCACGAGCAGGAGAGCGAGCUGCGCGAGCAGAUGUCGGGCUACAAGCGCAUGCGGCGGCAGCACCAGAAGCAGCUGAUCGCCCUGGAGAACAAACUGAAGGCCGAGAUGGACGAGCACCGCCUGAAGCUGCAGAAGGAGGUGGAGACGCAGGCCAACAACGCCUACAUCGAGCUGGAGAAGCUGGCCAAGCGCCACGCCGUGCACAGCGACAAGGAGGUGGGACACACCUUAUUUACCCUGACAAAUAGAAGGAGAGGAAAGUACAGUUUGUCUAAAUGUCAGUCCAUAGUGGAUCUAACAUAA
Entelurus aequoreus (snake pipefish) is the source of this 1882-nucleotide messenger RNA. Its product is annotated as serine/threonine-protein kinase TAO3-like. Gene Ontology annotation, biological process: protein phosphorylation; execution phase of apoptosis. The transcript is spliced from 15 exons. The coding region runs from base 233 to 1882 and encodes 549 amino acids. Gene Ontology annotation, molecular function: ATP binding; protein kinase activity. NCBI's taxonomy places the organism in Eukaryota, Metazoa, Chordata, Actinopteri, Syngnathiformes, Syngnathidae. The record is from RefSeq and is a predicted model, not a curated record.